AUGACUGCAGUAGUAGAAGAUACUCCAGUUGUUAUACCGAAAGAAGAUGAAACAAGUCGAACUUUUCAUCAAAAUUAUGCACUUUCAUCUCAGUAUGAAUCACUUGAUAGUGAUGAUUUAUAUACAAAAUAUAAGAAACUUCAACGUCAACUUGAAUUUUACGAAGUACAAGAAGAAUAUGUUAAAACCGAAUUAAAAAAUUUAAAGAAAGAAAUGUUACAUGCACAAGAAGAAAUCAAACGUAUUCAAAGUGUUCCACUUGUUAUAGGACAAUUUCUUGAAGCAGUUGAUCAAAAUACUGGUAUUGUUGGUUCAACUACAGGUUCAAAUUAUUAUGUUCGAAUUCUAUCUACUAUUGAUCGAGAACUUUUAAAAACUGGUGCUAGUGUUGCUUUACAUAAACAUUCAAAUGCACUUGUUGAUAUUCUUCCGCCAGAAUCGGAUAGUAGUAUAUCAAUGUUACAAGCUGAUGAAAAGCCUGAUGUUGAUUAUGCAGAUAUUGGUGGAUUAGAUUUACAAAAACAAGAAAUUCGUGAAGCUGUAGAAUUACCAUUAACACAUUACGAAUUAUAUAAAUUAAUUGGUAUUGAUCCACCUCGUGGUGUACUUAUGUAUGGUCCACCAGGUUGUGGUAAAACAAUGUUGGCUAAAGCUGUUGCUCGACAGACAACUGCUGCAUUUAUUCGUGUAGUUGGUUCUGAAUUUGUUCAAAAAUAUCUUGGUGAAGGUCCACGUAUGGUACGUGAUGUAUUUCGUCUUGCUAAAGAAAAUUCGCCUGCCAUUAUAUUUAUCGAUGAAAUUGAUGCAAUUGCUACAAAACGUUUCGAUGCACAAACAGGAGCUGAUCGUGAAGUACAACGUAUUUUACUUGAAUUACUCAAUCAAAUGGAUGGUUUUGAUCAGAGUGUUAAUGUUAAAGUUAUAAUGGCAACCAAUCGUGCUGAUACACUUGAUCCAGCUCUUCUUCGUCCUGGACGAUUAGAUCGUAAAAUAGAAUUUCCCUUACCUGAUCGACGACAAAAACGUUUAGUAUUUUCAACUGUAACCGGUAGAAUGAAUUUAAGUGAUGAAGUUGAUUUAGAAGAUUAUGUUGCACGUCCUGAUCGUAUAUCGGGUGCUGAUAUUAAUUCAAUUUGUCAAGAAGCUGGUAUGCAAGCUGUACGUGAAAAUCGUUAUAUUGUCUUAGCCAAAGACUUCGAAAAAGCUUAUAAAAAUGUUGUUAAGAAGAAUGAACAAGACUUUGAAUUUUAUAAGUAA
This is a messenger RNA of Adineta steineri, 1257 nucleotides long. NCBI's taxonomy places the organism in Eukaryota, Metazoa, Rotifera, Eurotatoria, Adinetida, Adinetidae. The record is from the annotation of a GenBank genome assembly.